GCCGCCGCCGCCGCCGCGGCCCGGCCCGCCUCCCCCCAGCACCCCGCGAGGAACAGCUCCGGUGCAGCUUGCGGCACCGCAGUGAAGGGGGAGAGAGGGGGAAGAGAGAGAGGCAGGAGGGGAGGAAGGAGGGAAGGAAGCAGCCCGCCUCGCUGGGUUACCGAGAGCAAUACGGGAGCUUCCAGGACAAACUGAAUCUUUUGCAAAAAUAGCUCUUCCAGGGUUAGGCUUUUUUUUUUUUUUUUUCUUUCAGCCGAGCGCACCGGAGAGGUGCCCCCUCCCAGCGUGCACCCAACCCGCCGGCCUGAGGGGCACCCGCAGCACAGCCGGCAGAAUGUACCAGGGCCACAUGCAGGGGAAAGGCUCUAGGGCGGCAGAUAAGGCUGUUGCCAUGGUGAUGAAGGAGAUUCCGAGGGAUGAGGCUGCAGAGGAAAAGCCCCUCCUCACUAUGGCGUCACAGCUAGUGAACGAGCAACAAGAAAGCAGACCCCUUCUGAGUCCCUCCAUUGAUGACUUUCUCUGUGAAACUAAACCAGAAGCUGUUGCAAGGCCUGUAACUUCAAAUACUGCAGUAUUAUCAACAGGUCUGGAUCUCUUGGAUCUUAGUGAACCUGCCUUACAAACCCAAAACAAAGCAAAGAAAUCAGAGAAUCCAUCAAGAGGUGAAGGCUUAAAAACAUCAACCCACAGAAAGAAGACAGACAAUUCUGACCUUAUCAGUGUGGAUACAGAACAGAAAGUUCAGGCUGUCAGAGUUUCAGACAAGUCUUCACUAGAUUUAGUUGAUAUUCAGACACAGAUUGAGAAAUGGGAUGAUGUCAAUUUUCAUGGAGACAGGAGCUGCAAGGUCCACCCUUCUGCAGAACGAACAUCAUCAUCAUCAUCUAGAGCUCCAUCAAAAGAGCUUUUAUGGUCCACAGAAAAUAGAUCACAGUCUGAGCUGACUAAUGUCAAGAGUGCUUUCGACACUGAUUCAACAUCAGAACUAGAAGUUGCACCUGCAAUACAGGUGCGAUCAACUAAGGAGCAGCGUUGGGGAGCACCUCUUCUCUCAAGAAAUCACUCACUGGAAGAGGAAUUUGAAAGAGCGAAGGCAGCUGUGGAGUCAGACACAGAGUUUUGGGAUAAAAUGCAGGCAGAAUGGGAAGAAAUGGCUCGCAGGAACUGGAUUUCAGAGAACCAGGAAGCACCAGGGCAAGUCACCAUCUCUACCAUAGAGAAGGGAUAUUAUUUCCAUACAGAAAAUCCUUUCAAAGACUGGCCAGGUGCUUUUGAGGAAGGACUGAAAAAAAUGAAAGAAGGUGACCUGCCCGUUACAAUCCUGUACCUGGAGGCUGCUAUACUACAAGAGCCCAAUGAUGCAGAGGCCUGGCAGUUCCUGGGCAUAACACAGGCAGAGAAUGAAAACGAGCAAGCAGCCAUUGUCGCCCUCCAAAGGUGCUUGGAACUGCAGCCAAAUAACCUAAAAGCUCUGAUGGCACUAGCUGUAAGUUAUACUAACACAGGCCAUCAACAGGAAGCCUACCAAGCUCUAAGAAACUGGAUAAAGCAAAAUCCAAAAUACAAGUACAUAGCGAAAAGCAAAAAAGGGUCCCCAGCACUUAACAGGAGAAUGUCUAAGACAUCAGAUGAAAGCUCAUUACUUGAAGAAGUAAAGGAUUUAUACCUGGAGGCUGCUCACCAGAAUGGUGAUAUGAUAGACCCUGACUUGCAGACAGGACUUGGAGUUCUUUUCCACCUGAAUGGAGAAUUUAACAGAGCAAUAGAUGCAUUUAGUGCUGCUUUAACUGUUCGGCCAGAGGACUAUACGUUAUGGAACCGUCUUGGAGCAACCUUGGCAAACGGGGAUCGAAGCGAAGAAGCUGUUGAGGCCUACACACGUGCUUUAGAAAUACAACCUGGCUUCAUUAGGUCCAGAUACAAUUUAGGCAUAAGCUGCAUCAACUUAGGAGCAUACAGAGAGGCUGUCAGCAAUUUUCUCACUGCUCUCAGUUUGCAAAGGAAGAGUAGGAAUCAACAGCAAGUUCCCCAUCCUGCUCUAUCAGGCAAUAUUUGGGCAGCACUUCGAAUUGCUCUGUCUAUGAUGGACCAGCCAGAACUAUUCCAAGCUGCCAAUGUGGGUGACCUAGACAUUCUAUUAAGAGCUUUUAAUCUAGAGCCGUAAUAAAACGUAUCCACAAAUUAAGUUGUAUUAGGAAGCAGAGAACUCUUUUAUUACUCAUCUCAAAAUGACCACAUUUAAAAAAAAAAUAUCUCACAGUUGUAGAUCAGUAAGGGAAUUCUCUCAGAUGUUAUUCAAAAAGGAGAAGUUCAAAAGCACAAAAUAUUCUGAAUAUGCUCAGACUCAAAGGAUCAAAAUGAGCAGCAACUAAUCUGACAAAGUCCUGAAUUAGAUGAAGAAUCUUCAUCCCAUGCAAGCUCUCUCUCUAUUCAUACACACACCUAUACAAAGAAAUAUACUAAAAACAAACCUAGAUAAUUAUUAUCGCACAUUAGAAUGGCAAGCAGCACAUCCAAGGAGCCUGCUUAGUAGCUCAUCACACUAUGCUGGCAUCACUUUGCCAUACAACGUGAAUUCUUCGCCCUUUGCUUUCUUCAAAAUAACUUCUCAAGGUCCAUCUUUAACAUAGCUCUGACAAUAGAUGCAUGUGAAAUGAACGUAUUUUGGUUUGAAUGUAUUUAUCAGUUGGCAUUCAAGAAAAUCUUUGCUUCUGAAGGUACCUUGAUUAACUUGGGCCAAGUUCGAUGUCAACCAUGUGUGAUAUUAACAGGAACAUUGUACAUGGAGGUCUAUGAGAUUAGGCCAUGUAUAUAUUGAAAGGACAGCUGCUGCAAGCAGAAGCAGUAAUUUGCACUAGAAUUGAUGCUGUUUAAACCAGCUACCCCUGAUCGUGGACAGAGAAUGUCUGCUUCAAAGGAGCUCACAGCAGGAUCUGUCAAUGUGUACUUAUGCACUUUAAUCUUUCUUUUUGUAAAAUUGUGCUAUGCUUUAUUUUUAUUUUAAUUACUAAAAACAGAAUAUACAGGAUAGCCUUGUUGGCAUAGAGGACCAAAUAUCAUUUCCUGAAAUGUGGUAAGAGGGUUUUCAAUAUUCUUAUGUUUAAAUGAUGCAAACACAAUAUAAACUGCAAUAUCUGUUAGAAAGAUUAUUCUAUUAUGCAUCAGGUACUACAUAUGCAUGCGUGUGCAUGCACAUACAUAUUACGUAUGUUAUGUCAUUCAAAACAUAUUAAGCCACAGAGCACUUUUGCAAAUAAAGUCUUCAUAGAAGCUCAUACCUGCAAAGCAUGCUCAAGGGAAAGUUUUUCCUGACAAGAAUCCUCUAUUUAAUGCUUGUACAUUUGAGACUGAGAUUUAAUCCUGCUGUUGUGGCAAACAGUAGCAAAAAGUUUGUGACAUCUAUCAUAGCAGGCUAAAUGCUUAGAUAACAUCAGUAGUUCUAGCUACUUAAAAAUAUAUAUGCAUAUCAUCUUAAUUUUCCCUGCUUGGAUGAAUGGGGAACAGUAUCGAGGGAGGGGCUGCACCGCUACACGACGAAUGGCUUGAUUCUGGUACAAUGCAAAUAGGUUUAGCUCGAGAUAAACGUGUCAAUCAAAUACAGGAAUGUAUAUUUCUAAGGGGAAUAAUUUUCAGUUAUUGAUAUUUUUACUACUUUUCCUAAACAGUGGAAAAAAGAAACACAAUUGGAUGGCUACUGUGUCAAUUCAUGGUCAGGGAUAUAAGGUGCAGGGUAGCUACUUGAACGUGAUGAAGUGGGACAAGCAGCACAUUCCCUGUAAACAGCACUGAAAACAACAACAAUGCUGAACAGCUCAAUCAGCUGCUUAAGGAAAAAGAAAAACCACAUGCACAAAUCACAAAGAAAGAAGCUCUAUGGGAACUGGACAGUUUCACCAGUACGAGCUUAAGUUUCUUGCAGCUGUUAUUUUGAGCAAUCACUUAAAAGAAAAUUCCAUUUAAGUUAGUGCAAUCACUGCAUCUAAUUACCAACAUAAGUGGUUAAGAAUAAUCAUUUCUUAUUAAAAAUAAGAGGCUUACCUCUCCUUCAUGCCCACAGAACAGAGGUGCUGAAACGUCUACAAAAAUAU
Messenger RNA from Numida meleagris (helmeted guineafowl), 4088 nucleotides. It is a transcript of the gene PEX5L, whose product is annotated as peroxisomal biogenesis factor 5 like. Gene Ontology annotation, molecular function: protein binding. Bases 335 to 2164 code for a protein of 609 amino acids. The transcript is spliced from 14 exons. Gene Ontology annotation, biological process: protein import into peroxisome matrix, docking. Lineage: Eukaryota; Metazoa; Chordata; Aves; Galliformes; Numididae. The record is from RefSeq and is a predicted model, not a curated record. Gene Ontology annotation, cellular component: peroxisomal membrane; cytosol.